Protopterus annectens (West African lungfish) is the source of this 4083-nucleotide messenger RNA. RefSeq lists its product as uncharacterized. The record is from RefSeq and is a predicted model, not a curated record. The coding region runs from base 2410 to 3585 and encodes 391 amino acids. The transcript is spliced from 2 exons. NCBI's taxonomy places the organism in Eukaryota, Metazoa, Chordata, Ceratodontiformes, Protopteridae. Gene Ontology annotation, molecular function: catalytic activity.
GUUCCAGCUUGGUCCUACACCAAACACCUGAAUAACACCAGCCAGGUCCUUUUGAACAGUAGUGUAAACUAAGACACUUACCCUUCAACUACAAGUGUUACCUUUCCUUGGGAAAGGCUUUGAAUCACUGUGUUCCAGCUUGGUCCUACACCAAACACCUGAAUAACACCAGCCAGGUCCUUUUGAACAGUAGUGUAAACUAAGACACUUACCCUUCAACUACAAGUGUUACCUUCCCUUGGGAAAGGCUUUGAAUCACUGUGUUCCAGCUUGGUCCUACACCAAACACCUGAAUAACACCAGCCAGGUCCUUUUGAACAGUAGUGUAAACUAAGACACUUACCCUUCAACUACAAGUGUUACCUUUCCUUGGGAAAGGCUUUGAAUCACUGUGUUCCAGCUUGGUCCUACACCAAACACCUGAAUAACACCAGCCAGGUCCUUUUGAACAGUAGUGUAAACUAAGACACUUACCCUUCAACUACAAGUGUUACCUUUCCUUGGGAAAGGCUUUGAAUCACUGUGUUCCAGCUUGGUCCUACACCAAACACCUGAAUAACACCAGCCAGGUCCUUUUGAACAGUAGUGUAAACUAAGACACUUACCCUUCAACUACAAGUGUUACCUUUCCUUGGGAAAGGCUUUGAAUCACUGUGUUCCAGCUUGGUCCUACACCAAACACCUGAAUAACACCAGCCAGGUCCUUUUGAACAGUAGUGUAAACUAAGACACUUACCCUUCAACUACAAGUGUUACCUUUCCUUGGGAAAGGCUUUGAAUCACUGUGUUCCAGCUUGGUCCUACACCAAACACCUGAAUAACACCAGCCAGGUCCUUUUGAACAGUAGUGUAAACUAAGACACUUACCCUUCAACUACAAGUGUUACCUUUCCUUGGGAAAGGCUUUGAAUCACUGUGUUCCAGCUUGGUCCUACACCAAACACCUGAAUAACACCAGCCAGGUCCUUUUGAACAGUAGUGUAAACUAAGACACUUACCCUUCAACUACAAGUGUUACCUUUCCUUGGGAAAGGCUUUGAAUCACUGUGUUCCAGCUUGGUCCUACACCAAGCACCUGAAUAACACCAGCCAGGUCCUUUUGAACAGUAGUGUAAACUAAGACACUUACCCUUCAACUACAAGUGUUACCUUUCCUUGGGAAAGGCUUUGAAUCACUGUGUUCCAGCUUGGUCCUACACUAAACACCUGAAUAACACCAGCCAGGUCCUUUUGAACAGUAGUGUAAACUAAGACACUUACCCUUCAACUACAAGUGUUACCUUUCCUUGGGAAAGGCUUUGAAUCACUGUGUUCCAGCUUGGUCCUACACCAAACACCUGAAUAACACCAGCCAGGUCCUUUUGAACAGUAGUGUAAACUAAGACACUUACCCUUCAACUACAAGUGUUACCUUUCCUUGGGAAAGGCUUUGAAUCACUGUGUUCCAGCUUGGUCCUACACCAAACACCUGAAUAACACCAGCCAGGUCCUUUUGAACAGUAGUGUAAACUAAGACACUUACCCUUCAACUACAAGUGUUACCUUUCCUUGGGAAAGGCUUUGAAUCACUGUGUUCCAGCUUGGUCCUACACCAAACACCUGAAUAACACCAGCCAGGUCCUUUUGAACAGUAGUGUAAACUAAGACACUUACCCUUCAACUACAAGUGUUACCUUUCCUUGGGAAAGGCUUUGAAUGUACGUAUUGAUACUGUACCUCAUAUAUUAAUGUUAAAACUUCAGUUGAAUCUCAGGUAGCCUAGCCAGCAGCCGGACCCCCCCCCACUACUCCCACCAUUCUGUAUACUACCCACUUGGCCCUCUAUACUCAAUCCUUCUCCCUGCCUAGACCUUCUCCCCUUGCAGGUUACCUAUCCCCUGCUAUAUACCUGCUGCCCACUAGGUGGCAUCCUCAUACUUUAUCUUUCUAAAUCACUACCUUUCAACACUCUCUCUUCUAACCUACCCCUACAUCUUUGCCCCUAGUACCUCUGUUCCCAGCCUUUAUUCGGGCUCACAUAUAUUAUCUCUUACUGUCCUAAGACAUCCUUCUAACUAUCAUCUCCAGUUUCCUCCUGCAUUUCUACCUUUUAACCUCUUAUUAUUGUUCACCUUCCUCUACCUUUAGAACGACCUACAGAGUCUUCCUCCUCACUGAUUGUCUUCAGCCUACUUCUGCUGGCCCCGCUUCGCUCCCCACCCUACCCCCAUAUCCCACCCGCUCCCUACCCUACCCUCAUAUCCCACCCACCCCUAGGGCUCCUACAUUUAUUCCUCCAUUCACCACACCCCCUACUUACUCCCACCAAUCGGAUGCAACGACCCUAAACCACUCCCACCCCUACCUAUAAUCAAACUAAACUAUCCCACACCCACCCCUACUUCUUAGCAAAACACCUACUACAUCACCAUGACUAUGACUAUCUUCCAGUCACAACUGAAAAUAGCUAUCUCCUUCUUACUACUUUCCUCACUUAUGACUACCUACUUCCUAACCUCCUACGAACACUCUAUAAGUGUUUCUCUCUCACUUCCUUCAAAACAUACCUCUACAGACACAACAUCCCAAUCCUCUUCCUUCUUACAUACCUCCUCAGAAACUGCAUACAUUCUUCCCAAAUACCAUAGGCUACUACACUAUAAACUACUUAAAUCAAAAACAAAAAAAAUUAUUGAAACUUUCCAAAAACUUAAACCAGAAAGAUAUGCUACAGUACUCCUUCUACUACAAGAUGGCGACAUACACCCCAACCCAGGCACAGAAAAAAAUAAAACCACAACACAUAAAAAUCAUACCAAACCCUUCUCUCCCUCUUCCUCCAAACCCACUAACCGACUAUCCAUAGCCCACCUCAAUAUACGUAGCAUCUGUAACAAAAUUAGUCAACUCCAUGCCCUACUUGAAAUACACAACUUUGACAUCUUAUGCUUAACAGAAACCUGGCUAAAACCUGCAAUUAAAGACAUUGAGAUUACCCCACCUGGUUAUAGCAUUGUAAGACUUGAUCGCUCCACCAAGAAAGGUGGAGGUGUAGCAAUUAUAUAUAGAACUAACCUAAAACUUACCCUUCUUGACCUUUCCUUCUCUCAAAACUACAAUGCUGAAAUAAUUUGCUCAAAAAUACAAAUCAACAAUAGUAAAGCAAUAAACAUCAUCUGUGCAUAUAUCCCCCCAGGAAAUAACAUCCCUACCCUAGAACACAUUCUAGAACAAAUCUCUAACAAACUUCCUCAAGAAACACUAUUUCUUGGGGAAUUUAACAUUGAUUGGAUAUCAUGUAGCAAUAUUAACCCUACUUCUCAUAUAAACCUUAAUGGUUUUAAACAACUCAUUAAUAGUCCGACCAGAACCAACAAAAAAAGCAAAAAAGAAACCACCUUGGACUGGAUCCUUACUAACUCCCCCCUACAAAACUACCAAACUGGCAUCCUUCCUGACGACAUUAGCGAUCACUCCCUCAUUUACGUAGUCAGAGCCAAAACUAACCUAAACUUUCCUACCACUCACAAAACACUAUACUCCAAAAAAAUUUUAUUCCUGAACAGUUUCAAACAGAACUUUCACAAUAUAACUGGACCCCUCUAAAACACCUCACACUUAACAAAGCCGUUGAAUACUUCAAUUCAGCAUUCCUUGCAAUCCGAAAUCAACAUGCCCCAAGUCGCACUAUUAGAACAAAGACUAAGACAGCACCCUGGCUAACCUCCAAUACUAAGCAUAAAAUUAUUCUCAGAAAUAAAUCUUGGAAUAAAUGGCGUUCCUCUAGAAACCCAACAGAUCAUCAAACCUUUAGAGAGCUCAGAAACAGUACCAAAAAAGCUAUCAUAACAGAUAAAAAGAAUUUUUACUUUGAACUACAACAAUCCACCAAUAAAGAACCAAAAAAAUUCUGGUCUACUAUUAACAAUCUAAUUACCCCAGGCAAAUUAGUCACACCCAAUCCCCAGGACUUAGACCCCGAAGAUCCCACUUUAAUAGCCAAUAAUUUCAAUACUUUCUUUACUUCAUCCACACAAAGUCUUGCUAACCACCUAUCUCCUGAUACCUCUCAACUGCUCUUAAGUAGUUUCAAUGACUCUCUUC